AUCCCUUUCUCCCUAACCCUAAGGCCCUGUUUAGAUUAGCGUUUCCGCUCGUUUUCUGGCCUAAACUUGUGACGAGGCGGCGGCGGCGGCGCGACCGCGCAAGGGCAGUGGCGAGGAGGAGGCGGCGCGACCGCGCGAGAACUUGCGGCGGCGGAGGUGCGAGGGCAGCCGGCCUCAACCAGCUUCCGCACGCCUCACCAAACAUCCCCUCUACCCGCCCGUCAGUUCUCGGCGUCUUCCCCACACGUCGACCCAAGUCACGAGAUCUGUUUCUCCACCACCAAUGGCGGCACACGCUCCAGCGCCUGCCCCUGCGGGACCAACACCGGGACAAUUGUUAGGAGCUGUCGUUAAUCCACCUGUUGCUCUUGGUCUUCUUGUCGCUAAUAAAAUCUGGGAUCCGCUUGCCGAUUACAUUGGAUACCCCUGUGACCGCGAGCGUCGCAUCGAUGACCACAAACAAGCAGUGCUGAGGGUGAUAGCGAUGAAGGAUGAUUUUCUUCUUAUAGGGCCAUGUCCCCCAUCUCUUCAGUCAAGGCACUGGAUCAAAUGUGUUGAACAAUUGGAGAAGACAUUUUCAGAAAUCCAGGAAAAGUAUCUCAGGGGCGGUUACUUCAACACAUGCUCGUGUGCUAGAGAAGCCAUCAAAGAAACGAAGCGGGCUGAAGAACUUGCAGGUCAGUACAAAGACCUCUGCAUAGACAUAAAAGCUAGACUACUCCCUGUCAAUGUGUCACAGUGGGAAGAUUUGUCCCUUGUUACUAAUUCAUACAAGGAUUUGGUGAUUAAGUUCAUCAAUGACACAAGUGGAAAGGCCAGGUUGCUGGGCAUCUGGGGUAUGGCGGGUAUUGGAAAGUCUACUUUGUUGAGACAGGUUUCAAAGUCCCGCUCUGAGUUCAUUUCUGACGGGGAUGAUUUGAUUGUGUUAAUUGUUGACACUGGUUCAGACUACUCAGUUGCUAAGGUGCAGAAGUGUCUGAUUGGACUUCUAGGAGUAACAGUAGCAGCUGAUGUUACUGAAGCUGGUGUUGCGCUGGCUAUUUCUAACCGUCUCAGGGGGAUGCGCUUUCUGGUCAUGUUUGAUGAUCUUUCUGGUCCUAUCAACCUUGCUCGAAUUGGCAUACCAGAUGCCCCUCCAGCUAGUCUUAAAUGCCAGAAAGUUGUGUUCACUACACAAAAACAAGCAGUCUGUGCGUCAAUGGGUGCUGAUGAAACCAUACACAUGGUUUGUCCAAGCGAGAUAGAGGCAGAAAAACUGUUCAAUCAUGCCGUGGGAGCAGACAUUCUCAAAGAUAAAAGGAUAUCUUCCCUUUCUCGAACGAUCAUAAAUGAAUGCGGACGUCUGCCUGAAGCACUUUGGAAAGUUGGCCGGUCUCUAUCGAUAAAAGAGAAACCUGAGGAAUGGGAGUUUGCGGUGGAGCUGUUGAGGCUGUCAAAAUUAUCCAUGGUCACAUAUGAGAAUGACGAUCUCAUUGACCGAUUGAGGGUGAACUACAAUGACUUGGAGGAGAAUAUGAAAAAUUGUUUCCUUGUAUGCUCGUUGUGGAGUCAGGAUGCAAAUAUUCCAAUCAAUGACUUGAUCCAGUGGUGGAGAGGCAUGAACCUUUUAGAUGAGCUCAAUGGGCAUGCCGAAGGAUAUGCCUAUGUCAGGAUGCUCCUGCAGUUGUCGCUAUUGGAGAGAGGCGAGAAUACUGCUACAUCAAAUGAAGAUAGUCAUGUCAGAAUGAACCCUAUGAUGCAUAAGGUGGUUAAGCAGAUUUUGAAUGCUCGUGGAGUAACUUGGGCCCCCAACUCAUCUUGGAGACCUCCAUUAACUGAGAACAGUUGGCUAACAGCACAGAUUGUUUGGGCAUCACAGAGAGACGUGCAAAUCCUGAGCAGAAAAAAGUUCUGGACAAAGAAAUUAUUGUCUAAUCUCAAUGUGCUAAUUGCUCGAUGGUCAAUCACCUUUGAGCGUUGUCAGUUUGAAGGGAUUACAUUUCUUGACAUGAAAGAGGUGAGACUAGGAGCUUUUCCUUAUGCAAUAUGUUCGAUGGUCAAGUUACAAUACUUGAACUAAUCGUCAACAGGAAUCACUCAAGUUCCGCUUGAAAUGAGAAAUCUUUCCAAUCUCAAGUAUCUUUUCCUCAGAAACAACCAUGAGCUUGCUCCGCUACCGACAGGUCUUAUCGGUGAACUUGAGAAACUGACUGAGUUCGAUGUUUUCGCUACUCGUUGUUUCCUAGACUCCUAUCUCAUGACUGAGCUUCAAGAAACAGAUCACGAGUACCUUAUGCUUGGGCUCACGGUGAAGUCAAUAGGUCAGUUCCUUGGAUUGAGCAAAUUUCUCUGCAUACUCCCCCGCGUGUCUCUGCUCUAUCUCUGUUUGCUUGACCUCCAGGGUUGCACUACUAUAGAUCUCUAUAAGCUGUCUGGUAUCAAAAGGCUGCGAGAACUAUGUAUCAUGGACUGUAAUGUGUUGAGUUUGGUUGCUGAAGUCCAGGAUGAGACUCAAGAUGCGCAGCAACUACUCCAUGUCCUUCAAAUGGUUGCAAUAAGAGGUUUAUCAAAACUCAGAGAAGUUAAUCUCAAAACCGUGGGUGUGAGCAUCACAUCAAUCAGUAUAUCUGUCUGUCCUGCACUAAUUGAUUUGUCAUGGAUCAAGGAUCUCAUCAACCUUGAGCAACUUUCCGUCACUCAGUGCAGGAUGUUAAACAAAAUACUGUCUCUGGAUGUAGUACAGCAAGACACAAUCAGUAUGCCAAAACUCAAGACUGUUCACCUAGAGGGAUUGGAGGAGCUUACAGUCAUAGCUGAUUUAACCCUUAAAUUGGAUAAUAUUGUGCAUUUUUCAGUGUUCUUGUGCAGCAAGUUAGUUGGCUUACCUGUGGUGGGCGAGCGCAAACCAAAAGUUAUACUGGACUGCGAUAUAAGUUUCUCUGAUAAAAUUUUGCAAGAUGGCAACGAGUCUCCUUACAGCAUAAGAGUGGCUUGAUUAAUCUCAAUCUUCUGUCAGAAGUUUGAGGUUGCUUUGUUUCAGUAGCUGCCGAGUAGAAUGUGAGCAUGUGCCUUUUCUGGAGUUUGAGCUGGAGGAAUUUGGCGGAGGGAUGUUUUGUUUUUUUUUUACUGCGGUUCAAAGUGAAUGAAGAUGACAGAAUAUGUAUGAUAUGACAGAUGCGCUAGAGUGGUUUGUCUCUUAGACAUGAAAUGUUUUCCCCUGGUCAGGGUGAACAAAGUUGGCAAAUGGUCAGGCGUUGAAACCUGAUGGUUUUUUUUUUGUUUACUUGCGUUUUGAGAUGAAAACUUGAUGGUUUGUAUGACCAGCCACUUGUACUUGGGUAGUGCCCAAUUACCUGCAUGAAAAAUGGUAGUACCGGAACUCCCCAA
Molecule: messenger RNA, 3366 nt
Organism: Triticum dicoccoides
Lineage: Eukaryota; Viridiplantae; Streptophyta; Magnoliopsida; Poales; Poaceae
Product: probable disease resistance protein At1g15890
Exons: 4
Coding region: 284-2059 (591 amino acids)
Biological process (GO): defense response to other organism
Molecular function (GO): ADP binding
Source: RefSeq, a predicted model, not a curated record